This is a messenger RNA of Brassicogethes aeneus, 2242 nucleotides long. The record is from the annotation of a GenBank genome assembly. Lineage: Eukaryota; Metazoa; Arthropoda; Insecta; Coleoptera; Nitidulidae.
UAGAAGUCUGUGUUAUCGGCCUCCAAAAUGAGAAGUUGAUGAUUUGGUCAGUGUCAGUUUGUCAAGUUUCGUUGAAAAACAUCGAAAUUUCUGCCUAGAAAAUGGAGUCGCAACCAUCUAAAUCUGAUAUAGAAUCAGUUUUUCACAGACUAAGAGCAAUUCCAGCGAAUAAGCAAUGUUUUGAUUGUUAUGCCAAAAAUCCUUCAUGGUCAAGUGUCACAUAUGGUGUUUUUAUUUGUCUGGACUGUUCUGCAGUGCAUCGUAGCCUAGGGGUACAUUUAACCUUUGUACGAUCCACACUGCUUGACACAAACUGGACAUGGGUACAAUUGCGUCAAAUGCAACUUGGGGGGAACAGCAAUGCUCAACAAUUUUUCCAACAACACAAUUGUGAGACCUCUGAUGCUCAGAAAAAAUACAAUUCCAGGGCUGCUCAGCUGUACAAAGAAAAAUUAAGUCAUGCAGCUUUGCAUUCCUUGAAAACCAACAAAGAUCUUCAUAUACACCCAAACUAUGAGGAAAAAAAUGAUAAUGCAGAAAAAGAGAUAGAUUUUUUCAGUGAACAUGAAAAAUUUAUCUCUCCUGAAAUGCCAGACUUGCCUGAACAGCAUUUGAGUAAGCCGACGACACAGAACCCUCCUUUGAACCCCGGCGAGGGCCCAAAAGUGGAUUUCGGCGGAACGGGCUCGGAGCCGAGAAAAUCGACGAUAACUGCGCGGAAAGCUCCGGCGAAAAAGUCUGGGCUGGGCGCGAAAAAAUCCGGAUUGGGCGCCACUAAAGUGAAAACGAACUUUGCCGAUUUGGAGCGCGAGGCGGAAAUGGCCGAGCAAUCGCGGCUUCGUGCGCGGGAAGAAUCGGCCCUUAGCGCCGAGUUGUCGGCCAAAGAGCAGGAGGAACGGGACGCGGCGGUCCGAUUGGCUUACAAAGAUUUGAGCAAGGAGGUGCACAAAAGGGAGGUUGAGAUGAGGAAACAGGACCCCAAAAAAGCUGACCAAGCUGAAAGGCUCGGCAUGGGAAACAGUUCAAGAGCCGGAGUGAGUCAUUCCGCGCUGAGCGACAUGCACAUGAUCCAGCAGGAGCAGGAACCAAGAACGUUGAGUUCCUUGGGAAAACUGCGAGUUUUGGACAACGACACUUUCUUCGACGACUGCGGCGGCUUCUCGUCAAUGUACAUGAACCCGCCCUCCGCCUCUUCCAACGACACCUUUGACUUGCUCAACAAGAUUUCCAACUUGGAAAAGACCAAGCAAAAACUGGAAUCCGCAAUAAACCAAAAAGAAAAGGACAGCUGGGUGAUCGUCGACGAUCCCCCGGAAAAACCAUCUUCGUCUUCAAACUACACCAAAUCUUAUGACAAACCAAAAGUGGUGGACAAGUCGCCUAUGGGCGGAGGCGGCGAGACGGCUCAAAGGAAAUUUGGCAACGCCAAAGCCAUCUCUUCAGAACAGUAUUUCAACAAUCAGGAGACCGAUUACGAAACAAAAGCAAACUUGAACAGGUUCCAGGGCUCAUCCAGCAUUUCUUCGGCCGAUUUCUUCGGAAAUGGCAACGAAUCGUCACAGUCGCAAAGCUACAGCAACAAUCUGCAGCAGUACGAUCUGGAUGAUGUAAAGGAAAGUGUGAGGCAAGGAGUGACAAAAGUUGCAGGAAAAAUUGGUUCCCUUGCCAACGGUUUUAUGUCCUCACUGCAGGAUCGCUACGGCUAUUAGCACUUGUUUUUUAUAACUUCCUUUCUUCUUCUGUUUUGGUGGCACAUUUUGACACUCGUUAAAAACUAGCAAACUAUUUAAAAUGUGUGCCUUCUCAAUUACCAACAACAAAGCAACAAUAUGGACUACUUGCUACUUUAUUAAUUAAUGAAUUGUUUAUUAUAUUGAGGGAAACAGUUUGUGAAUAUGGUAGUUUCUAGAUUUUAAGGAAAUAUAUUUAUAUUAAACUCAUAUUAUGAAUUAAUUAAUGUAACAUACAACCUUCCUAGUUAUAAGUAUUGUUGUUAUUCAAUAUCUUUUAUAAAAGUCUAACAAUGCAUCUGUACAACAAAGCACAUAAUGUAUUUUUAAAAUCCCUUACAUAUUUUUGCCUACGUUUUUUUGCAAUUUAAAAUGGUACGCCAGGACUUAAUCCAAAAAAUGUGUAACGUAAUUUUAAAAAAGUUUACUUUAUACAAUUUGGCUCUGGGGUACAGAUAUUUAUAUUAUUUUCUGUAUCACUUUUAUUGUAAAUAUACACUAUAAGCUAUGUA